AAACUCAGUGGGUAAUAUUUGACACCGGCAAUAAUUGACAACAAUGACAAGUAAAUACACAAGUUUUUAUAACUUAAUAAUUGACGUUUAAAUUUUUUGAAAUAAUUUCUUUAAUACCCAGUGUUUAGUUUCCGGGUUUAUACUGUAGUUAUCAUAACUCAUAUAAUUGAAGGUCAACAUUGCAAUCUAUACUAUCGAAUAAUUUCAUGAAAUGACUUUUAGAGAAUUCUUCAAAAAUUAUUCGUAUUUUUAUGACAGUUACUAUCAGUAAAUUAUUUAAAAUUUCAAAUUUUAAAAACUGAAAGUUUUUGUUCAAAAAGGCAAAUAAUUGUUUAAAUAAAUUUAGCAGUUUAAUUUGUCGAUGGGAUUUAUUGAUGAUGAAUUACAAGAAGUAUCAAAACUCUGCGAAAAUGUUAUCAAAGAUAGUCGACUUGUUUCUUGUGUGCCAGCUAUGGUUCGAACAGAAAUAACACAAACAGCAUUUAAAAAAAUAAUUGUUUGCAUUCAAUUUCCGAGUGAUUACCCUCAAGUGCCACUUUUGAUUGAACUUAAAAGCAAAACAUUAUCAUCAAAAUUAUUAUUAAAGCUCACUGAAGUUUGUGAAAAAGAAUGUAAAAAUUUAAUAGGAAAAGCACAGAUUUUACCAACAUUGAAAUUAAUACAAAACUUUAUUGAAGACAAUCCAUUAAUUUGUUGUUACGACGAAAUAUCAUUGAUAAAAAAGCUUAUGAAUGAACGAGAUAGUUUUAAAUUGAAACAAAAAUCAUCGUCAAUUUAUUUAGAAAUAUAUCAAGAUAAUUAUUUUUAUAAAUCUAAAAUAAUUGUACCUCAUGAUUAUCCUUUAACAUCAGUAAGUAUCAAUGAUGUUGAAACAAAUUUUCCGCCGAUAUUUUCACGUUAUUUUAUUGGUCAAGCUCGAGAGUUAGGGCGACGUUGUGUUGAGCCACCGCUCAAAAAACAACUUAAUCAAAUAUUUUCUCCAUCACCUUCGUUAAAUUGUGUAAUAUCUUUUUUAAUCAGAGCUAUUAAAACAUUACCAAAUGAGAAAUGUCAGUGGUGCAAAAAAUCGUGUCUUCCAGAAAAUCCAGCACAAGCUAUUUUAGAUGAAAACGCAGACUUACAUGUAGAAAGACUUUAUUGUGGUCAUCUUUUUCACUUGAAAUGUUUAUUAAAAUAUAUGAAAACUCCUCCUUUUCAUGGAGGUAAAAAAUGUCCAACGUGUGGACAACGAGUUUAUCAUGAUAAAUGGGCAGUAAGUGACAAACUUGCAGAAGACCGAUGGGCUCAUGAACAAGCUCGUGCUCGUGAGCUUGCAGAGGUCGCGGAUUUUUUCGAGUAAAGACAAUUAUUUUACCAUCAACCUACACUUCAUGAGUGUUUAUUAUAUUACAUUUAAUUGUUAUACAUAAUACAGUUUUUUUUUUUUUAAUCAAUAUUUAAUUAUAUGAUUUAAGUAUGAAAUAUUUGUAUAAAAAUAAGAUUCGUAAAUGAUCUGAUAACUUACAAUUAUAUUAGUACGAAAAUUGAUAAAAUAUUUGUACCAAUAAAAUAAGUAAUAAAUAUAAAUUUAUAUGGAAUAGCCUUAA
Molecule: messenger RNA, 1586 nt
Organism: Microplitis demolitor
Lineage: Eukaryota; Metazoa; Arthropoda; Insecta; Hymenoptera; Braconidae
Exons: 8
Coding region: 362-1339 (325 amino acids)
Molecular function (GO): protein binding; metal ion binding
Source: RefSeq, a predicted model, not a curated record